Messenger RNA from Loa loa (African eye worm), 429 nucleotides. RefSeq lists its product as hypothetical. The transcript has 3 exons. The record is from RefSeq and is a predicted model, not a curated record. The coding region runs from base 1 to 429 and encodes 142 amino acids. NCBI's taxonomy places the organism in Eukaryota, Metazoa, Nematoda, Chromadorea, Rhabditida, Onchocercidae.
AUGUUACAGACAUCAUGUAGAAAUCUGCUUACGUUACCACCAUUUGCCGUGUCUGUUACGAGGCUUGAAAGUGGCAUUCCGUCGGUGAAUGAUAUGAAAAAAUCAGAAAAUGAUUACCAUCCAUCGAAAUAUACGAUUUUGGGGAACAAACGGAGAGAUCCAAUGCAUUAUACCGACAGAAAAGUGGGUCGGGGUUACUGGCAUUUCUCCAAUACUAUUUUUCACUCACGGCCAAAGAUUCAUCCAAAAAUAGCGAAAGGAAUAAAGCGGAAUUUUUACUUAAUUUUUGCUGUUCUUCUCGGCUUGUGCAUAGAUUACGAUUGGCUUGGAUAUCAGAUUAAGAAAUGCACAACGUAUUUUCGUCCAGAAGCUGUUGAUUACAACCUACCACAUACCAAGAGUAUGAGCCGCCGUCACUGUUCUGAAUAA